AUGUCCCGCCCGGCAGAAGAGGUUCUUAGCGAACAUCCGUUGAAAACAUCUCUUAUUCCCCUGGACCGUGGUCUGGCAGAGGAGUACAUUGAUUGUUUUCAUAGUCACUCAUGUGCGACGUAUCGCUAUAUUCCUCGAAGUCAGAGCAAUGAAUUUCUCGGGAAGCUCUACUCCGAGGAUGAAAGCUUCCUGCAGGAUGAUGCCAGUAUGGCGGUUAUCUUCUUGAUCCUCGCCGUUGGGUGCAUUUGGUACCCUUCUUUGCACAGUCGCGACAUUUUCGAGUAUAAGACUAAAGCUGCUAAUUCUCACAAAGCUCGCGGCUCUACGAGGCCGCACAAUCAAGGCUGGAGAAGACAGCAUCCAUGUUCCCUCCCUCGAUUCUGGUGA
Molecule: messenger RNA, 387 nt
Organism: Aspergillus oryzae RIB40
Lineage: Eukaryota; Fungi; Ascomycota; Eurotiomycetes; Eurotiales; Aspergillaceae
Exons: 3
Coding region: 1-387 (128 amino acids)
Source: RefSeq, a predicted model, not a curated record